Molecule: messenger RNA, 1086 nt
Organism: Scheffersomyces stipitis CBS 6054
Lineage: Eukaryota; Fungi; Ascomycota; Pichiomycetes; Serinales; Debaryomycetaceae
Gene: OPR1
Product: alkene reductase
Exons: 3
Coding region: 1-1086 (361 amino acids)
Molecular function (GO): oxidoreductase activity; FMN binding
Source: RefSeq, a predicted model, not a curated record
AUGUCAACUGAUAAACUUUUUACUCCUCUUAAGAUAGGCGAUCUCCAAUUGGCUCAUCGUGUGAUAAUGGCUCCCUUAACUAGAUACCGCGCUGAAAAUUAUUUGCCAGGCUCCUUGAUGGAAACAUAUUAUUCACAAAGGGCCACUCCAGGAGGUUUACUCAUAACUGAGGGCACUACCAUCUCAUCUACAGCUGGUUUACAUCCUGACAGUCCCAGAAUUGACACUGCUGAGUCAAUCGAAAGCUGGCGGAAAGUUACUAAUGCAGUCCACGACAAGGGUGGAUAUAUCUUCGUGCAGUUGAACCAUUGUGGAAGAUCAGCAUUAUCUAAAUUUAAUGAUAAUCAACAGCCAAUUUCUUCUUCUGCAAUCAAGCAGUUGGAUGGGUUGGAAUUCGAAUUGCCACGCGAAAUGACGGAAGCCGACAUGAAGAAUGUGAUAUCAGAUUUCUGCAAGGCUUCUAGCAACGCCAUGGAAGCCGGAUUUGAUGGCAUUGAACUCCAUAGCGCCAAUGGUUAUUUACUUGAUCAAUUCCUCGAGGACAAUAUCAAUUCAAGAACUGAUAUGUACGGCGGAACAAUCGAGAACAGAUGCAGGUUUGUACUUCAAGUUAUAGAUGCAAUUUGUUCUCAAUUGGGGAGUUCCAAAGUAGGUGUUCGUAUUUCUCCUUGGGACAACUUCCAGGGUGCCAACGACAGUGAUCCAUUGUUCCACUUUGGCUAUUUGUGCGAACAGUUAGAAAAGAGAUCGCUUGCAUAUGUUCAUAUCAUUGAGGCUCGUUCUGAAAGUAAUGGAGGGCUAGAAAAAGAUGACAUCAAGAAAGUUCUGUUCAUUCCACCAUUAAAGAAACAUUUGCCCACAACACCCGUUUUUUCGGCUGGGGGUUGGAACUGCAAUAAUUUCGCAGGAAUCCUACUGGAAACAGGCAUCGAUGGAUUAGCUUUUGGUCGCUACUUUAUUAGUAAUCCUGAUCUAGUACACCGUCUUCAAUACCUGGCAUCUCUUAGUAAGUAUGACAGGGCAACGUUCUACAAGCAUUUGAGUCCAGUUGGCUAUAUAGACUACCCUUUAGCCGUUGCUAGAUAA